GCCUCUUAUCUCUUCCCAUGCGUGUGUAUUUAAAGCCCUAAUUGAGAAAUGCAGUGAUUAUUUACACGGUGCCCACGUCUCCGAUACCAACUCGCACGCGACGUCGAUUUAGGUUUUGAGAGUAAACUCGCGCGUGGGGCGGAAAGAAAAAAAGUUAGGGUAAAGCCCCGCACGUCGCCGUCUCUCUUCCCCCAAUGGCACAGCGGAUCUCCUCGACGCCGUGCGACGCGUCCUGCUGCGAGGCGACAGAGGCGGCGCCGCUGCUGGACGUCGAGAAGGGCGUGCCCGAAGAACGCGCCACGUCGUCGCUGGCGGACGAUGGGGGCGUGGAAACGUCCGGCUGCCGGCGCUUUUUCCAGGGGUUCUUGGCCGUUGUGUGGCUGUACAUGGUGAAUCAGAUGAGGAAAGAUUAUAGCGCUUCUUAUGGUAGUGAUCGCCUUUACUGUCGCCAACGUGUUUCACUUGGUCAGCACACAGCCUGCGUAUCCUCCGGCAUAAUCUACCUCCGUGUUUCACUGAUUUGUUUGGUAGCCCACUUUUACCUAAUAAAGUACUUAUUCGUCGACGAAUAAGUGUGCAUAUAAUUUUUUUAGGACAGAUUAUGAAGUGGGGUAAAAAAAUAGUACGGUGGAAAGGAGCAAGCCACCAUCUCUCUUCUCUUUAACUACUUCAACCUCAAUGAGCUAAGUGCAUGUUGAAGUGAGUAGACCAUGUGUUGAAUGUUAUUGGUCUUUAUUA
Messenger RNA from Triticum aestivum (bread wheat), 738 nucleotides. RefSeq lists its product as uncharacterized. The record is from RefSeq and is a predicted model, not a curated record. The transcript has 2 exons. Bases 195 to 572 code for a protein of 125 amino acids. Lineage: Eukaryota; Viridiplantae; Streptophyta; Magnoliopsida; Poales; Poaceae.